GGCAGUUAAAUGUUAAAGUGACAGAAUAUUAAUUCUGAAAAUGAGCAAACUUCAUUCUUGAGGUCUCUUUUAUCUUUACAUGCAACUUGUCAGACUUCUGGGUUUUCCCUGUAAAGCCUUUGAAGUUUGAAACGGAAAAGAUCUAGUGAAAGAAAAUCACAAAAACUAGAGUAGCUUGUGAAAGUCUCAGUCUCUUACUUUUCUAUAAACAGUCCACGCUGUGCCACUCUGAGGACUAAAGCAAAGAGCUCAGUGAGAAAAGACAUGGGUCCAGUGUGACGUGUAAGUUUGUUUUACCACCUUGAAGAUAACUAUUUAAAACACAGAACAAGUAUCAUUAUUGUCAGUUCAUAGACCAGAGUGAAUUGAGCUUUUGUGAUGUUUUUGUGUUGAAUGGAUUCUGUACAUCUUGGUGAACUUUGUUUUUGCUGGUAUGCUCAUCAGCACAUUUAGGUUUACUGUCAAAUUAAAACCUCAGAGGGGGUUGAAACCAGUAAAUGGGAUGUCUGAUCACUUGAUAAUCUGCUAACAGCAGCAUGUUUAAUGAGAGCAGGUGCUCAGCACACCAACAUUUGAAGUCAACUGAACCUUUGUGGUGACAAAAAACAAGCAACUGAAGUAGGGCAGCAAAGUACUCAAACAAAUUUUCAAAGUUUCUGCAAUUGUCAGAAUACCACAGAAGUAGGUCACUGUCCUCUUUAAGAGUCUUCACUCUCACGGUAGUGAUCAUUUUAGCCUGACACACCUCACAACGCAAGACAUGUGAGGAAGAAAGGAUUGCAGCAAAACCUGUACUGGUGGUAUCUCGAUAAGAAGAACCUCGUGGCACGGAAUUCUGAACAUUCCUGCGCACAGAUGACUGAGCAGCUGAGUGGGUUCUUCCAGAUAAAGAAAGAUGAGCUGAGCUGAGCUGAGAUGAAUCUCUCCUCAAUUUUCUGGAGAUGCAUCAUACUUGUUACGUUUUUCAUCAAGGGUUGCCCUCCGGUCCCUGCAUGCUGCCAUGCCCUGAACAGCCCUGGAUACCUGACAGUAGAGCCAGAUGCGCUCGUCGUCAUGGGCUCAAACCCGACAGUGUACUGCCACAUCACAGAAUGGCCACCAAGGUCGCACAUGUCCCUGGCGGUGGAUGGUCAGACUGUGGGUUUAGGGAAGAAAGUCAACGACACUACAACAAUGUUCAACCUGACUGGCAUAUGGAAGCCUCUGUCUGCAGUGAUCUGUAUGCUGAAAAGUGACGGGUUGUCUGAGAUCAUUGGUGGACUGACUCUACAUGCAGGACUGCCUCCAGAUAAACCUGAAAAUAUCAUCUGUGAAACAACAAGAAGCUCAGAUGUAAUAAACUGCUCAUGGACAAGAGGACAAGAAACUCACCUCAACACGUUGUACAACAUUUCAGUCAACAGAGAAAAUGGGACCAGAAUACAUUCAGCUCAAACCCAGAACGCUGAGGAAAGCCACGUACAACGAGGAACGUUAGAAGAAAACACUAAAUACCUGGUAAUCAUCACUGCUUACAACCAUUUUGGAGUUUCACAAUCUGAUCCAUUCAUCUUCUGCAUACAGGAUAUAGUGAUACCAGAAACUCCUCAUAUCACACAGAUAGACUUUGGGAGCAACUCCACAGCAGCUACGUUUGAAUGGAGAACCACUGAAUCCUCCGUGCAGCUCAGACCGUCCGUCAGGAUGUCUGCAGAUAACGUUUCCUGGGAAGUGAGAGAGGGAACAGAGCUGGUUGAGGGUCUGAUACGAGUGGACGACCUGAGGCCUCUGACUGCAUACCAGUUCCAGAUGAGAACAUGUUACUCAGCCUCAGGGUUGAUGGAUACCAACACGUCCAGGUCCAGCAACAGGUCACUGUGCAGCAAAUGGAGUCCCUCUGUGUGGAAAACAACCCCUGGAAAAGGUCCAUGGAAGCAGCUGCAUGUGUGGAGGAUAUUAGGUGGUCAAGAAACAAACUGGCAGCAGACAGUGACUGUUUUGUGGAAGCCUCCAUCUCCAGAGGAUUACAGCGGAAAGGUGAAAGAGUACAACAUCUUUCUGGCUAAUCACCGGAAACACACCUGUGCUGCUGCUGUCAACAGGUGUUCAGUUCAGGUACCGGCAGAGAUAAAGACUAUGAGCGUCUCUGUUGUCACCUCAUACGGGAGAUCUCCACCAGCUCAUGUAGCUCUCAGACACUCAGGUGUUUUGGGUCCAGUCCUGGAAGAGUUGGUUAGUGCAGCUAAUGGCAGUGCUGUGUUCAUCUCCUGGUCGGGGCCAAGGAACAAACAGGGGUCAGCGUCUGGAGGAGAGCUGUUGUACUAUGUGAUGGAAUGGACAAGUGUACCUGAAGCAGAGAUGCAGUGGCAAAAGCUGGCCAAAGAUCUGAAAAACACAUCCAUCACAGGUUUGACUCCAGGUGUGAGGUAUAAUGUUUCUUUAUAUGCUGUGACCACCAGAGGUGUCAGUGCUCCAUCAUCCAGCCUCAUCUACUCCAGAGAGAUGAAGCCAGAUUCAGGUCCGAACAUGUCAGUGCUGGUCCAUGAGGCUCGACGGAUCCUGAUCCAAUGGGAUGAGCUGCCUGUUGACCAGCAGAGGGGCUUCAUCAAAAAGUACACCGUCUAUGUUCAGACAUUGGACUCCAGGAACACAGAACAAAACAUGAUAGUGCCUGUUUCUGGACCAAGACAGAUGUGGCUUGAAUGUCCUGAAGGAGUUUUGGCUCUGCAGCUGACAGCAUCUAAUUCAGCAGGAGAAGGACCAAGAGGGAGACAGAUCUCCUCUCAGCCUGCAGCUCCUGCUGUUGGCCUGGUGAUUGUGAUUGUCUUCAUCCUUACCAUCUUCAUAGGGAUCCUCGCCAACCUGAUGUGCUGGAGUUGCGUGAGAGAAAGGAUCAAACAGAAGUGCAUAUCAUGGGUACCAGCAUGGCUUGUUGAAAACUUGCCGAAGCCAGAACACAGUAAUGCCAUCAGACUACUGGAGCACGACGGAGACGAACCCUUAUUCUCGUCAAACUACAGCGACCCUCCACUGUCCCCCAUCAUCGUGAUCACUCAGGAGGAGAGUGAUGAAGUGUACCCUGCCGUCCAUGUCGAAGGGUCCCAGACUGGGUCAGGACACCGCACACCAGAGACACCUUCACUCCCGUCUCAUACUGGAAUAAUGCUUGUCGGUAAUCAGCUGGAACAUGGCAGCUACAAACCCCAGAUCGCUUCAUUGGCUCCACAAGAAGAGGAUGCAGAGGAAAACCAGCGGUAUGUUCCAACAAAUGAUGUGGAAGAUACAAGCGUAUUUGAAGGAUUAUUAGGAGGCUUGUUGUCCAGAAUGGAUGUGGAUUUCUCUGAUUCACCUCAGGGACUGACUCUCGGCUCUGUUAGUGGUCUUUUGUGGCCUACAACUGCUGAGACAAGUGUCUUGAAUAGCAGCUUCUUACAAGAAAGGAUAGCGACUGAGGAUGGUGUGGAAACAGACUUUCCUUCAUCUCUGGAUGUGCAACAAGACGACAUAAUGACACCUGAUGCAGCAGAUUUUUCUCUGUGUGCAGAUGAGACAAUACUGACCGGUGGUUACUUCCCUCAGGUAGCUGCUGUCAGAUGAACUACACUAUGAUGCACAGAGGUAGCAGGUACAAUGAGGAUGACACAAACUGGAUUAGCGACACUACUAAACCGAGUUUCAGAAAAGCAUUAUUAAAGCACCACCUCACUUCAAAUUUUGAUCUCAGUGACUUUGUGUGAUUAGAAAAAAGAUAUUGCUUCAGAUGGUCUGUAAAUAUCAUCAGUAUGGGGUCAAAACCAAUGUUAUUCAAUGAAAAAAACAACUAUAGAGAUUAAAUGUCAUUCUAACAGGGCAACCAAAGGGUGGUUGGAUUGGUAAGUCCUGGCUGAUGAGACCUUUGCUGCGAGUCAUUUUACACUGUAUUUUCUAUGCCACAUGGUCUAAAUAAAGGCAAAAAGAAAAAAAAAACAUUUAAAAAUAUUACUCACUUGCAUACAUUAUAAAAUCAAUACUCUAUGUUGGAAUGCUGGUUGCACGCUGACUCUGUGGUUAGUAUUUUGGCCACACAACUCAAAGAUCCCAGGUUCGCACCCUGGUCUGGGCCCAAGAUCUUUCUGCGUGGAUUUUGCAUGUUUUCCCUGUGCAGCGUGGGCUUUGGUAAUUCUAAAUUGUCCAAAGGUGUGAAUGUGAGUGUUCUUGUUUAUCUCUAUGUGUAACCCUGUGAUAGACAGGCGACCUGUCCAAGUUUCUCCUGCCUUCGCCCAAAGUCAGCUGGGAUAGACUCCAGCCUCCCAGCGACCGUAAUGAGGAUUAAGCAGUGUAUAGAUAUUGGAUGGAUGGAUGUUGGAAUGUUUUGUAAAUCAUGUUUUAAAGUUUUAAAGUCA
Molecule: messenger RNA, 4361 nt
Organism: Amphiprion ocellaris (clown anemonefish)
Lineage: Eukaryota; Metazoa; Chordata; Actinopteri; Pomacentridae
Gene: il23r
Product: interleukin 23 receptor
Exons: 18
Coding region: 916-3576 (886 amino acids)
Biological process (GO): cytokine-mediated signaling pathway
Cellular component (GO): external side of plasma membrane; signaling receptor complex
Molecular function (GO): cytokine receptor activity; cytokine binding
Source: RefSeq, a predicted model, not a curated record